Messenger RNA from Theileria annulata, 594 nucleotides. RefSeq lists its product as uncharacterized. The transcript is spliced from 3 exons. Lineage: Eukaryota; Apicomplexa; Aconoidasida; Piroplasmida; Theileriidae. The record is from RefSeq and is a predicted model, not a curated record. Bases 1 to 594 code for a protein of 197 amino acids.
AUGUGGAUACUCCGAUAUAAGGUUGAAACUCAUAGCGUAAAUGGCUCAAUUCUGGAAAGUGUUUGUCUAUCAAUAUUGUCUACAAUCGAGACCAUAGGCUCAGAUUCCCUGGUUGUGUAUUUAUUCGAGGACUCAUUUUGUUCAUCUGUACUUAACGAGUUCAAGGGCCUUAAUUCGUGUUUCCAAAUCGUUGUAGGAAACCUAAAGAGAGUUUACAACAACAAACUCAUCUUUGAUGAGAACAAAUGGUUUGAAGAUGAGGAGGAAGAGGAGUUUGAACUUAAAAAUAAAAUCAUAAAUGAAGGACUUCAAGACCAACUCAUUUCACUAUAUAACACUUGUGAUGAUGAUCAGUGGAUUCUCAAUAAAAAACAUCAAUCAGAUAUAUAUUUUUGUCCCGAACUAGCACAUUUUCAAAGUAAUUAUAUAACCGACCAUACCAUAGUUAUUACUACAGUAACCUAUAAUUCUGUAGAAAAUGUAAAAAGUGAGGUUGAAAUAAAUAAUAAAAUAACGGUGAAAUUAAAACCAAAAAAAGACGAAAAAACACUGGUGGAAGAAUUUCUCUUGGAUAUCCAAGAUUCCGAUAAAUGA